UUAGUUUGGUCUCCACGUGGUUUCCUCCUGUCAGUCCGCUUGUAGCUGAUAGCCACCAUUAGCCCCAGUCUGUCCCAGUCUGGCCAGUAAUGGCCCUACAUCCUCUCUCCGUAACACACAGGUCCUAAGGUUUAGCGCAGUGUUUGUUUGCUAUGGGGUUGACACAGAGUUCCUUUCUGUCGGACGGGGGCAGUAAUAGUGGAUACCAUGUACACGGGGUACAAGAGAACUCUCCUGCUCAUUUGGCCGGAGUGGAUCCCUUUUUUGAUUUUAUUCUCUCGAUAGGAAAUACCCGUCUUAAUAAAGAGAGUGACUUAUUGAAAGACCUUCUGAAAGCCAAUGUGGAGAAACCAGUCAAGCUGGAGCUGUACAGCAUGAAGACUCAGAGGGUGCGGGAGCUGGAGGUGGUUCCCAACAACAUGUGGGGGGGGCAGGGUCUGCUGGGGGCCAGUGUGCGCUUCUGCAGUUUUGAGGGGGCCAACGAGAACGUCUGGCAUAUCUUGGAUGUAGAGGAGCGUUCUCCGGCCUCCUUGGCCGGCCUUCAGGCCUUUCACGACUACAUUGUGGGAGCCGACCAGGUGUUGCAGGAAUCUGAGGAUUUCUUCUCCAUGGUCGAGGCUACUGAGGGGAAGCCUCUGAAGCUGCUGGUGUACAACUCCCAGAGUGACCGCUGUCGCGAGGUGGUGGUCACGCCCAACGGAGCCUGGGGGGGGGAGGGGAGCCUAGGGUGUGGCAUCGGCUACGGCUAUUUGCACAGGAUCCCGACUCACCCGCAUCAGCAGACCGACGCCCAAAGCUCCCGGACGUCCCACCAGAGUGCUGCGCCCGAAGCGGACCACACGCCUACACACCAACAGGCAAGUAGCCCCGCCGCGGCCCCCAGACCGGCCCGCUGGGCUCCCCCCGACCUAGGGGGUGUGUACAGUGUGUGA
Messenger RNA from Gadus macrocephalus (Pacific cod), 932 nucleotides. Its product is annotated as Golgi reassembly-stacking protein 1-like. The record is from RefSeq and is a predicted model, not a curated record. NCBI's taxonomy places the organism in Eukaryota, Metazoa, Chordata, Actinopteri, Gadiformes, Gadidae. The transcript is spliced from 6 exons. Bases 153 to 932 code for a protein of 259 amino acids. Gene Ontology annotation, biological process: Golgi organization. Gene Ontology annotation, molecular function: protein binding. Gene Ontology annotation, cellular component: Golgi apparatus.